GUGGGAUAUAUAGUGAUAGAGAGUAGUACUGUGUUUAUGUGAAGAAUCUUUGAGAUUUCUUUAUAAUUUAUGUGAGGAAUCUUUGAUAUUUUUCAUCUAAUUCUUCUUAUUUCUGCUUUAAUCAAAGCAAACUGGGAAUCUUUACUUCCUUCACUGAAAAUGGCAGCACUUUGAGCAACUUUCCAGAUUUGAGCUUGAAGAGGAAGGUUUGUGAAUUUAGGAUCGGUCUUUGAUCGAAUAAUGAUGUCGAGAUCUUAUACUAAUCUCUUUGAACUUGCCUCUGGUGAAUCACCAUUACCAUCAUCGGGUUUUAGUCGAGCCGGAAAGAAAUUGUCGCGUGUAGCGACCGUGCCAGGGGUAUUAUCGGAACUAGACGACGAAGGGUUUAGUUCCGAUGCCCCAUCAUCCGUUUCACAAGAUCGGAUGAUCAUAGUAGGAAACCAACUCCCGCUACGGGUCCACAGACGGCCCGAUGGGAGUUGGAACUUCAGUUGGGAUGAAGACUCCCUUCUUUUGCAACUCCGAGAUGGACUUGGUGAAGAUGUAGAAAUCAUCUACAUCGGUUGUCUUCGGGAAGAAAUAGAGUUGAAACAUCAAGACUGCGUUGCUCAAGAUUUGCUGGAAAACUUUAAAUGUAUACCAGCAUUUAUACCGCCCGAUCUUUUUAGCAAAUUCUAUCACGGGUUUUGCAAACAACAUUUAUGGCCGUUGUUUCACUACAUGCUUCCGUUAUCACCGGACCUCGGUGGCCGGUUCGAUAGGUCCCUUUGGCAAGCAUAUGUCUCGGUUAACAAGAUCUUUGCCGAUAAAGUAAUGGAGGUGAUUAGUCCCGAUGAUGAUUUUGUUUGGGUACAUGACUACCAUUUGAUGGUUUUGCCUACCUUUUUACGGAAACGGUUCAACCGGGUGAAACUCGGGUUCUUUCUUCAUAGCCCGUUUCCGUCCUCUGAGAUAUACCGAACCCUCCCUGUAAGAGAUGAGCUUUUACGGGCACUUCUGAACUCCGAUCUUAUCGGAUUCCAUACGUUUGAUUACGCCCGGCAUUUUCUUUCUUGCUGUAGCAGAAUGCUUGGUUUAUCUUAUCAAUCGAAACGAGGCUAUAUUGGGCUCGAGUACUAUGGUCGUACUGUAAGCAUCAAGAUAUUGCCCGUCGGAAUUCAUUUGAAGCAACUUCGAAACGUUCUUGAUCUCCCUGAAACCGAGUCGAAAGUUGCAGAGUUACGAGAUCGAUUUCGAGGGCAAGCUGUGUUGCUUGGGGUCGAUGAUAUGGACAUCUUUAAAGGGAUAAGCUUAAAACUUUUAGCGUUCGAGAAUUUGCUGACUCAACAUCCUGAAAAGAGGGGUAAGGUGGUUUUGGUUCAAAUUGCAAAUCCGGCUAGAGGUCGAGGAAGGGAUGUCCUCGAGGUCCAGUCUGAGACUCAUACCACUAGGGAACGUAUUAACCGGAAAUUUGGUCGGCAGGGUUAUGAGCCUGUGAUCUUGAUCAAUAACCCGCUUCAGUUUUACGAGCGGAUUGCUUAUUACGUGAUUUCCGAGUGUUGCCUUGUGACUGCUGUAAGAGAUGGGAUGAAUUUGAUACCGUAUGAAUACGUUAUAUGUAGACAAGGGAACGAUAAGCUGGACGAAACUUUAGAGCUAAACCCAUCAAUUCCCAAAAAAAGUAUGCUUGUAGUCUCUGAAUUCAUCGGGUGCUCACCGUCUCUAAGUGGCGCGAUCCGUGUCAACCCCUGGAACAUCGAUGCCGUGGCCGAAGCUAUGGAUUCGGCAUUGGUCGUUGCCGAAGCCGAAAAACAAAUGCGGCAUGAAAAACACUAUCGGUAUGUUAGCACUCAUGAUGUUGCGUAUUGGGCUCGUAGCUUUUGGCAAGAUCUCGAGAGAUCAUGCCGUGAUCAUGUGAGGAGAAGGUGUUGGGGUAUCGGGUUCGGAUUAGGGUUCCGGGUGGUCGCAUUAGAUCCGAAUUUCCGGAAGCUUUCGGUCGAGCAUAUUGUUUCAGCUUAUAAACGGACAAAAACACGUGCCAUUUUGUUAGAUUACGACGGUACAAUGACCCUGCAGAACUCAAUCAGCACAAGCCCGAGUCCGGAAAUUAUUGGAAUGUUGAAUAGUUUGUGUCGAGACCCGAAAAACGUCGUUUUUCUCGUUAGCGGGAAGGAUCGAGUUACAUUGACUGAAUGGUUUUCUUCUUGUGAACAAUUGGGCGUUGCAGCAGAGCAUGGUUACUUCCUGAGGGAAAAUAAGGACGCAGAAUGGGAAACUUGUAUUGCGGUGCCGGAUUUCUACUGGAAACAGAUUGCAGAGCCGGUGAUGAAGCUGUACACCGAAACAACUGAUGGGUCAACCAUCGAGACGAAAGAGAGUGGACUCGUGUGGAACUAUCAGUAUGCUGAUCCCGAUUUUGGCUCGUGUCAAGCGAAAGAACUUUUGGACCAUUUGGAAAGCGUUCUUGCUAAUGAACCGGUUACAGUCAAGAGUGGCCAAAACAUUGUUGAAGUUAAACCACAGGGGAUCAACAAAGGGCUUGUGGCAGACCGUUUAUUGACAACGAUGAAAGAAAGAGGAAUGGUCCCAGAUUUCGUGGUUUGCAUAGGGGAUGAUCGAUCGGAUGAGGACAUGUUUGAGGCGAUCACAAGGGCAAUGGCGGGCCCAUCCCUUUCUCCGGUGGCCGAAAUUUUUGCGUGCACGGUUGGCAGAAAGCCGAGCAAAGCCAGGUACUUUCUUGAGGACACGAUCGAGAUCCUGAGAAUGCUGCAGGGCCUUGCUGCCGCUUCGGAUAUGCAUUCGCUCAAAAACGUGACUAAAGGUUUUCAAAAAGUGGUGAUCGAGUAGGAGAAACCGCCAUUCUUCGUGUUUGUGGUUGUCAGGUUGGUUGUGAAUAAUCACGUACUUCUCCGUAUUCAUUAAUGAUUAAUGGAGAGGGUUAGUAGUUUUUAUGUUUAGAAAGUCGUUGAUGGUUUUUCUGUGAAAUUGUUGUUGUUGUUAUAGAGAGUAUGUAGUUGUAGUUUGAACUUUAAAGUAAAUAAGUUGACUUGUGAUGAUGCAAGUCAAACUUAAGGAUAUGUAUCUUUUGAUUGACAUUAUGGUCAAACCCUUCUUCUGUA
Molecule: messenger RNA, 3098 nt
Organism: Cynara cardunculus var. scolymus (artichoke)
Lineage: Eukaryota; Viridiplantae; Streptophyta; Magnoliopsida; Asterales; Asteraceae
Product: alpha,alpha-trehalose-phosphate synthase [UDP-forming] 5
Exons: 5
Coding region: 241-2826 (861 amino acids)
Biological process (GO): trehalose biosynthetic process
Cellular component (GO): cytosol
Molecular function (GO): catalytic activity
Source: RefSeq, a predicted model, not a curated record